AUCCCUGGGAGUUGUAGUUUCUGCCUCCCUUGAGUAAAGGCUCUGGGGCCAGGGUCUAGAGGUCAUGGAGAACUACAACUCCCGGCAAUACCAGCCCAGCAGCCUUCCACAGGGAGCCGGCGGCGGCGAUUAGACCGGAAGACGCUUCCAGGACUAAAGAAGUGGUGAGACUGAUAUUAAACAUCCAAAACUCCAACAUGAAAUUGUAUUGCCUGUCGGGGCACCCAACCUUACCAUGCAACAUCCUCAAGUUCAAAUCAACCACCAUCAUGUUGGACUGUGGACUGGACAUGACUUCCGCCCUCAAUUUUCUUCCUUUGCCACUUGUUCAAAGUCCCAGGCUGUGUAAUCUUCCUGGCUGGUCCCUGAAGGAUGGAAAUGCUUUCUUAGACAAGGAGUUAAAGGAGUGCUCAGGUCAUGUAUUUGUGGAUUCUGUGCCUGAAUUCUGUUUACCAGAGACUGAGCUAAUAGACCUGUCCACUGUAGAUGUAAUUCUCAUCUCUAACUAUCACUGCAUGAUGGCGCUGCCCUACAUCACCGAGCACACGGGAUUCACAGGCACCGUGUAUGCCACGGAGCCCACUGUCCAGAUUGGCAGGCUUCUCAUGGAAGAGCUGGUGAAUUUCAUUGAAAGAGUGCCAAAGGCUCAGUCUGCCCCCUUGUGGAAGAAUAAGGACAUACAGCGGCUGCUGCCUUCUCCUCUUAAGGAUGCAGUGGAAGUGUCAACCUGGAGGAGAUGCUAUUCCAUGCAGGAGGUGAACUCUGCCCUUAGUAAAAUCCAGCUGGUGGGAUAUUCUCAGAAAAUCGAGCUUUUUGGUGUGGUCCAGGUGACUCCUCUCAGCUCUGGCUAUGCCCUUGGAAGCUCCAACUGGAUUAUCCAGUCCCAUUAUGAGAAAGUUUCUUAUGUCUCUGGAUCUUCCUUGCUUACUACCCACCCUCAGCCCAUGGACCAAGCUUCUCUCAAGAACAGCGAUGUUCUCAUUCUGACAGGGCUUACCCAGAUCCCCACUGCAAACCCUGAUGGCAUGGUGGGAGAGUUCUGCAGCAACCUGGCUCUGACAGUCCGGAAUGGGGGCAACGUGCUGGUCCCCUGCUACCCUUCCGGCGUGAUCUACGACCUCCUGGAGUGCCUGUACCAGUACAUCGACUCGGCCGGCCUCUCCAGCAUCCCCUUCUACUUCAUCUCCCCAGUGGCUAACAGCUCCCUGGAGUUCUCCCAGAUUUUUGCCGAGUGGCUUUGUCACAACAAACAGAGCAAGGUAUAUCUCCCAGAGCCACCUUUUCCUCAUGCAGAGCUCAUUCAGACCAACAAGCUGAAGCACUACCCCAGCAUCCAUGGAGACUUCAGCAACGACUUCCGGCAGCCGUGUGUGGUGUUCACCGGGCACCCUUCGCUCCGGUUUGGGGACGUGGUCCACUUCAUGGAGCUGUGGGGAAAAUCUAGUCUCAACACUGUCAUAUUCACGGAACCCGACUUCUCCUACCUGGAAGCGCUGGCUCCCUACCAGCCCUUGGCCAUGAAGUGCAUAUACUGCCCCAUCGACACGCGCCUCAACUUCAUCCAGGUGUCCAAGCUGCUUAAGGAAGUGCAGCCCCUGCACGUGGUCUGUCCCGAGCAGUACACCCAGCCACCCCCAGCCCAGUCGCACAGGAUGGACCUCAUGAUCGACUGCCAGCCGCCACCCAUGUCCUACCGGCGGGCGGAGGUCCUGGCCCUGCCCUUCAAGCGCCGGUACGAGAAGAUCGAAAUCAUGCCUGAGCUUGCUGACUCCCUGGUGCCCAUGGAGAUCAAGCCCGGCAUCUCCUUGGCAACUGUCUCAGCCGUACUGCACACGAAAGACAACAAGCACAUGCUUCAGCCCCCUCCUAGGCCGGUGCAGCCUGCAAGUGGUAAGAAGAGAAAGCGCGUGAGCGACGAUGUUCCUGACUGCAAAGUGCUGAAGCCUCUGCUGAGCGGCUCCAUCCCCGUGGAGCAUUUCGUGCAGACCCUGGAGAAGCAUGGCUUCAGUGAUAUCAAGGUGGAAGACACAGCCAAGGGCCAUAUUGUCCUGCUGCAGGAAGCGGAAACGCUUAUCCAGAUCGAAGAAGAUUCAACCCACAUCAUCUGUGACAAUGACGAGAUGCUGAGGGUUCGACUGCGGGACCUUGUCCUCAAAUUCUUACAGAAGUUCUGAAGGAGACACGGAGCCAUUUCCUCUCCCUGAAAUUCACUGUGGCUCCCCCCUAAGGAAGGGUGUGAUGGUAUCCUCUGGCAUCAAGAAAACAGCUGGCUCUGAGGGGAAAUAAUCCGGAGCUCCAGCCAGGAUCUGCUGCCUGGCUUCUUGCAGUUUUCCAGGAAAAAACUUUAAGCUUCAGAGUCCUCCUGUCCUUUCCAACUCUGGCACUCUGAAUAGCUAAAGGUGACAUAAGCGUGACUGAACCCUUUUCUAAGAGGCUAACGGUGGACAGGGAAGUAGAAAUGAUGACCAGCUUGUGUGAUGCAGGCCUGUGUUUGGCUUUCAUGGUGCACAGGCCUCUCCUCAGGAACAAGUCUGUUUAUCUGCAGAGUGCUGCACCUACAACGAGAGGGACCAUGAAAUCAGGUCUUUUGUACCUGUGUCCUGUUCUUCAUAAAACUUACUUUUAUAGCAGUGUGCGUGCACUAUCUAACCGAAAACCUAAAUACCUGAAAAAAGAAUAAAAA
Molecule: messenger RNA, 2683 nt
Organism: Fukomys damarensis (Damara mole-rat)
Lineage: Eukaryota; Metazoa; Chordata; Mammalia; Rodentia; Bathyergidae
Gene: Ints9
Product: integrator complex subunit 9
Exons: 18
Coding region: 198-2174 (658 amino acids)
Biological process (GO): snRNA processing
Cellular component (GO): integrator complex
Source: RefSeq, a predicted model, not a curated record